AACAGCAACCAGAGUAAGAAUGAGAAUAAGAAUAAUAAAAGGAGAGGGAAGGAAGAAAAAAAAAAAAAGCGCAGCCCCCUCCCCUCCAAGCAAGUCUCUCUACACAGCCAGGCGCCCUGCUCUGCUCGCCCGCCGAGCAACCAGCCGCUCCACUCCCUGUCCCUGUGCAGGCAUGAAAGAGUCCUGGUGCCACUCACUAAACUUCCUUCUUCCCCCUCCCUCCUCUCCGCCCCUACAUGCAGCUUGCGAAGUGCAACUGCGCUGCCUCCUUAGCUGCAAAGUUUGGAGCAAGGGAUCUGUCCUCGCCAGGCAGAGAGGGAGGACCGACUGGCGGCUGCUGCUGCUGCCCCAGAUCGCUGCUAAGAACAAGAUGAAACUCGGAGCUUCCCGCAACAGCUGUCGAUGCCCAGUGUUCUACAGUACAUGAACAGUUGGCUAGUCCAGGUGUUUCCUCUUCUGUUUUCGUGAUAUGUGAAUUGGAAAUUCAAGAGAAGACUUUGCAGAAUGGAAGAGCUAAGGGACAGUCGGCCCAAUAUGUCAAGGCCCCUGAUCACUAGAUCGCCUGCAUCUCCAUUGAACAAUCAAGGCAUCCCCACUCCAGCACAACUCACAAAAUCCAAUGCACCAGUUCAUAUUGACGUGGGUGGGCACAUGUAUACCAGCAGCUUGGCCACACUUACUAAAUAUCCUGACUCAAGAAUUGGAAGGCUUUUUGAUGGCACGGAACCUAUUGUUUUGGACAGUCUCAAGCAGCAUUAUUUCAUCGACAGAGAUGGGCAAAUGUUCAGAUAUAUUUUGAAUUUCCUACGAACAUCAAAACUCCUCAUCCCUGAUGAUUUCAAGGACUACAGUUUGUUAUACGAAGAGGCAAAGUAUUUUCAGCUUCAGCCCAUGCUGGGUGAAAUGGAAAGGUGGAAACAGGAUCGGGAGACUGGCCGUUUUUCAAGGUCUUGCGAGUGCUUGGUGGUACGUGUAGCUCCGGAUCUUGGAGAGAGGAUUACACUGAGUGGGGAUAAAUCCUUGAUAGAAGAAGUUUUUCCAGAAAUUGGUGAUGUGAUGUGUAAUUCUGUCAAUGCUGGCUGGAAUCACGACUCCACACAUGUCAUCAGAUUUCCACUAAAUGGAUACUGUCACCUCAACUCUGUUCAGGUACUUGAGAGGUUGCAGCAAAGAGGAUUCGAGAUUAUUGGCUCGUGCGGAGGAGGUGUGGACUCUUCCCAAUUCAGUGAAUACGUACUGAGGCGAGAACUUAGAAGGACGUCUCGUGCACCCUCUGUCAUUCGAAUAAAGCAAGAGCCUCUGGACUAAAUGGACAUGUUUCUUUAUGCAAAAAAAUAUAAAAAAGGGGACAUUUCAUGUGAAGGUUGGACACCAAACGAGUCCUGGAACUAAAAUUGAAUAAAGACACAUUUAUAUCAACUAUAGAGACCACACCUGAAUUCAUAUGGGAACAUUUGGAAUAGUAAUAAUAACCUGAAGGCAUAAUAUGUAUCUAUCUAUAUCUAUAUAUAGAUAUCUAUCUAUAGCUAUAUCUACAUAGCUAUAGAUAGAUAUCUAUAUAUAGAUCUAUAUAUAGAUAUACAUACACACAUACACACACAUAUGUAAGUGUGUGUGUCUGUGUGUGUAUGUGUCUCUCAAGAGGUAGGAAAUGCAAAAAAAAUAAAAAGUGGUAGGUGAGGUUGGUGCUGUGAUGGCCAUUAAGUGUCCUAGGCCUUCUUGAGGCCCACUUAAUGGUAAACAAGCCAUUACCACUGGGGCAUACACAGAUUACUCCUGUACAUUUUCCAUUGCCAGACAGUCAUCCACUUUUCAAUGUAUACAUCUUGAUUCAAGUUUAUUUGCAUAUGGAGAUUUAUGUCUGUGUCUUUUUAGAGGUGAAUGGGCAGGACUUCAGAAAGCAUCCAUCCACUGCAUUGGAAAACUAGUCAGCUGAUAUGUUACACAUAGUUUGUACAGAAGCCACACAUUUUUGUCUGCCCUCACUGAUGUGAAAGGUUACUUUUUGUUUUUAAAUGUUUUUUAUUUUUGUUUUUUUGUUUUCAAAGGGGGCCAGAAUUAAUCCUUGGUAGAGUUGCUCUGGUUUGAAUCUGCUGCUUUCCUACAAUUUUUCAAAUUUUAUAAUGUAUUAAAUACAAUAAACGCUGUUUAAAAUAACAGAGGUCUGAUUUAAAGCAACAAAAGCAAAAAUGGAGUUGGUAUCAUGAGGCUUUAGCUCAUUCUGUUAUGUGACUAGCUACUAACAGGUCUGGAGGUGAACAGUAAAUGAUCCUGCAUAAGAGUGAGCAAGCUGCAAUAUCAAGGCAUGAUGGAGUGAGUGAAAGAAAAUAGAUACUCUUACUGGUGCACCUUAUAUUGCUUGCUUACCUUCAGUAGUAGGUUGUUUUUAAGAUCAGCCCAAGUUUGAAGGGAGAUUGUUGUUCAGACUUGAAGGAUAACAAAAUUCAGGGCAAGGAAACCAGUCAUGAAAAUAAUGCCAGGUCAGUGUUCUGGAAACUGUAAUGCAACAAUUCAUAGUCACAUCACUCCUUCUGAAACAUGAAGUUGGUAUCUCUGACUGAAUUUCUUGCUUUGCUCAUUGUGUUAGGCUGUUUGGGGUUUUUUUUAAUAUCCUUAAAUACUCUUGUUUAUGGCUUAUGUAGUUCUGCAAGUUAUUCUUAUUUCGCGAAGUCUCACUGAAACCAAUUGUGAGCAUGCCCAAUUCAUCUCAAUUAGAUUUUGCCAAGUAAUCAUACUGUAUAAUGACACUACUGAACAAACUGUUCACAGGUUGAUGCUUUUAUCUCAUAAAAUGCACCAGCAAACACAUCAUCUUUCCUCCAAAGUACCUCUUGAUGCAAUACUACACAAUAUGUCUGUACAUUCAUAUUUCUAUGAAAACAUCUAUCGACACGGUGAUGCAAGAAUUCCAUUCAUUUCAGUGCUAUUUAUUUAAGAAGUGUUAACAGUAAAUAUUCCAUGUAACAACAUUUGUAAUACAGCUCUGAUAACUCAAAAUAGUUAAUCGAUUUUUUAAAAUUUUUUUAUACAAAAGAUGGGGAAGAAGUUAAAUAUCUCCAUGGCAGUGUAUGUUGUUGUGGUCCAAUAUGAUCCAGAUAUGAAACCAGUGGGGAAAAGUUCCAGAAAUCAGAGUUGAAUAGACUGUUAUAAAGUGUACUGAUGCUGAUCUGGAGGUAUACAUUUAUGAAAAACUGAAAUAGCUAUACAAUUUAAAGUGCUUGGUUUUGAGUGACAGCUAAUGCUCCUCUUUACAAAAUAAAUGCUUGUAUUUUUUCUUUUCAAACUGUAGUUGAUAAUUUGCAAAGAGGUAGGAAAGGAAAAAGCUGAACCCAUGGGAAAUAAAUAUUUAAUAACUCCUGAAAAUAAUUGCUACCUGUUAAAAUAUUCCCAUGGGUUGAAAAUGGAUUGGUAUUGGUAGUUUGAAACAAUUGUGAGACUGAAUCUGAAAACCUGCCUAUAUAUUAUGGAAACUUUGCCCAUUUCUUUGGGCCAGUGUAACUUCUUAUCAUGCACCUGCAUUCCUUCUACUCUGUAUGGACCCAGAAACCAGAAAGGUGAGCAAAGGGACGGGAUGGGAGAAAUAAGGGUCAUCAAAAAAAUAAUUUUAUCGUAUCCUGUAAAUUCUGUUACUAAGCAUUUCUGCUGCUGUUUUUCAAGCUUCCACAUGUUGUUUAGAUGGCAGUUUUGUGGCUCUUUGUACAACGUACCUGUUCAGCUCAGUGAAGCAGAAGAUAACUUCCUGCUCUUUUCAAACCCUUGACUAGCCAGAUACACUUUUAUUGAAUGCUCAUUCAUUAUGAAUUGAGACGUAAAUCAUUUUAAGACCCUGAAUGUAAAUGUCACUGCAAUUAUGUUGUAGUUAUGGAGCAAGAGGUCAUGAAUAAACAAAGCAAUG
Molecule: messenger RNA, 3895 nt
Organism: Alligator sinensis (Chinese alligator)
Lineage: Eukaryota; Metazoa; Chordata; Crocodylia; Alligatoridae
Gene: KCTD1
Product: potassium channel tetramerization domain containing 1
Exons: 6
Coding region: 505-1308 (267 amino acids)
Biological process (GO): negative regulation of DNA-templated transcription; protein homooligomerization
Cellular component (GO): nucleus
Molecular function (GO): transcription corepressor activity; transcription factor binding
Source: RefSeq, a predicted model, not a curated record